Nilaparvata lugens (brown planthopper) is the source of this 3297-nucleotide messenger RNA. Its product is annotated as ras and EF-hand domain-containing protein. The transcript is spliced from 5 exons. Gene Ontology annotation, molecular function: GTPase activity; GTP binding. The record is from RefSeq and is a predicted model, not a curated record. Lineage: Eukaryota; Metazoa; Arthropoda; Insecta; Hemiptera; Delphacidae. Gene Ontology annotation, cellular component: trans-Golgi network; late endosome; Golgi apparatus. The coding region runs from base 989 to 2536 and encodes 515 amino acids. Gene Ontology annotation, biological process: phagosome-lysosome fusion; endosome to lysosome transport.
GAAUUUUUUCGAGUAAACAGUUUGAUGUGAGAUGAAGAGUAGGGUGUAUGCUUGCUGAUUCGCUUCUCAGCAGAGUAACAUGGGCCGGUCUCUGCUGGCUGUGGCCAUUGCCAUUGCUUGUGUGCGAGUUCCUGUUAUGUAACCACUUUGCAGCUCAGCUUAGAAGCCCGCACUCCGCACUGCUUCGAGUUUCUCACCAGUCGAUCAAAAACACGGUGAAUAGCGCGGUUGUGCCCUGUGUCUUCUACGUGUUUCCAUCCCCGAUACGUGGUGCCAGUCUGCGAAUUUUCGUGUUUUAUAUACCAGUGUAUUUUAAGAACUCAAAUAGGUGCGUGUGAAUUUGAAAAUAACACGUUGUGCAUCGAUAACUACAGUAAUAUGAGAAUUGCUGUUAGGGCCGACCUCCUAGUGAACGUUACAUAACCGGCGGAUUUUCUUACUCUCAAUCAACACAGGUUCCCUGGAGAAGCAUCUUCCACUGUAUAUUUUCUUCCAGUGUAUAUUUUAUUGAUAACCCACCGUAUAGAAGAGUAAUAGUAACUGUUUCUACCAUUUUUAGAUCUUGUAUUUAAGUUAUUAUUGACAUAGCCUGCUCCUGCAAAAUAGAAAAUAGGCUUCAUAGUGAGUUCUUUUUUAAUUUUAUCAUUGCAGUUAGAAAAUCCAAAAUAGAUCUAUUACAAUUAUUAUUAGAUUUCACAUCAAUUGAAUAAUAAAUAUCCUGAAUUAUCAAGUAUAUAAUUGAAUGUAAUUUAUAUAGAAAACUGCUGCUGAAUAAAUAUUCAUUUCUCAAGUAAUAUUUUAAUAGGUAAGCUAUUCCUCAUCAAAUACAUUUUUUAAAUUAAUCUUUUGAGAAGUUCUUCGUUUUUGAAUACACAUUGGAACUCACUAAACCUUCAAGACCCCGUAAAUUUAUUCAGGCUUAUUCUCAAUAGCUGAUUUGGAAAAAUGAAUAGAUUGACUUCAAUGUCACAGUCACGUACAAGUGGGAAUGUCUGAAAGUUCCAAGCCCAGUAAAUCUUAUUGCGAAUUAAACGACAUAAAGUUGAAAACAAAUUCACUUGAUAGGAAAAACAAAACAAAACUUUCGUCUUUGAUCAGAUUCAGUUUAAAAAGGACAUUCAGUAUGAGUUCGAAGAAUAAGGAGGUUGAGAAAGGGGGAGAGGAUGAACCGGUAACUAGUACAACAACGACGACAGCAAAGAAAGGCGGCAAGAAGGGGAAGAAGAAUGCUUUGACAAAAACUAAGACGAUUGGGAAGUCGGAGGCAGGCGAAGGUAGUCCGGAGAACAAGGGCUCUUCGUCGAAGGCGGCAUCGAUGGUGCGCCGCUUGAGCUUAGAUAAGAUCGUUCCGAAGCUGAAGGGAAAGUCGAGAGAGGAGAACGGCGACGGUCGGAGGUCGACGACGCCUGACAUCAAGGAGCAGACGGCGGCUGCAGUCGAUCUGCGGCAGGAGCUGGAGGAGGCGGAGAAGAAGCGUCGCGACGACCUGUCUGUACCAAAGACGUCGGAGGAGUCAGGUGACCUGAGCGGCGACGACUACAGGACGCCGGUGUGUCAGUCUCCGGAAGGCUCCGUGUCUGACGGUCGGCCUCCACCUGACAGUGCCGGCUCCGAGGCCUCAUUCGAGUCAGCCAUACAAACGUCCAAGUCGAGUCCCGAGUCAGUCAGGAUGGAGCGAUCCGUCAGCGACACCGAAACCAUCACCCCGACCGACAACCUGCUGGAUCCGUUGACUGACGCGUCGUAUCCCGUCGACCCCAAACUAAAUCAAAACUCAGUGACCGAGAAACCUGCAGCGACGGUCACAUCGAAACCCUCCUCCACUCAGUCAAAGGAUAGACCGAAACUAGAAAAGUCGCCAUCUAUUAGGAAUUCAGAGACUCAACAAGCACUGAGCGAUAGAAGAGAGUCACUGUUCAAAAUUCUUGUGAUUGGUGAGCUAGGAGCUGGUAAAACAAGCAUCAUCAAGCGCUAUGUUCACGAAUUCUUCUCACAGAACUACAGAGCAACAAUCGGCGUUGAUUUCGCUCUCAAAGUUCUCAACUGGGAUCAAAACACUGUCGUCAGACUACAGCUAUGGGAUAUUGCAGGACAGGAAAGAUUCGGUAACAUGACGAGAGUCUACUACAAAGAGGCUGUUGGUGCUUUGAUUGUGUUCGAUGUGACGAGAGCGGCGACUUUCGAUGCCGUUCUCAAGUGGAAGCAGGAUCUCGAUUCAAAAGUCCAGCUUCCAGACGGUAGUCCAAUACCUUGUAUAUUACUAGCAAAUAAGUGUGACCAGCCAAAAGAGGGAAUAGUGAACGACAAAGAGAAAAUGAAUGAGUACUGCAAGCAAAACAAUUUUUCUGAUUGGUUUGAAACGUCAGCUAAAGAAAAUAUCAAUAUUGAUAAUGCAGCCAAGUGUUUAGUUGAAAAGAUUCUUCAAAACGAGAAAUUCAACCAGAAAGGCGAUUCACAAAAGGAUGGGAACAGAGUGUCCCUUGGUGGUAGGGGCCAAGCUGAACUACAGGAUGGCAAAAAGAAGUUCUGUUGUUGAAAAUUUGUUGAACUCUUGCGCCUGAUGUAGGCCUACUAUUCCAACCGCUGUUUUUACAAUAAUUUUAAUAAUGAGUGACUCCAUCAUCAUCAGACUCGUGAUUGAUUCACAUCGUGUGGGGCAUCCGGGUUCAGAACCUUGGAGAUGCAAACUCUAGUUUAAUUCAAUUUCAGAUUUUAAAACGCCUCAUGAUACAUGCUAUGAUAAUGUGGAGAGUAUUUCCUUUCAGGAGUCAAUUCAGCAACUGCAUUUUAUUACAAAAAAGUAUUAUACAAUAAUAUUUCCGGGAUUAUCUUAUCAGUCAGAAAAUUUCCCGCAUUCAAGUCAAAAUUUUAAACUCGUGACCAAGUUCUAGAAAAAAUGUAAAUUAAUUAUAUAUAUAUGAGUUUCGUAACAUUAUAAAUGUAUAGUUUUUAAAAUAAAUGUUGUAAGUUCUAUGAUAAAGCAAGUAUGCAUAUUUUUUCAUUUGGGUACAUAGCUUUAUACAAAAUCUUCCGAAUCCAUAAUCAAAAAUAUUCUCGAUAAUUUUUUUAAUCGAGAUCAACAUAAUUGAAAUCAUGAAGCUAAUGAGCUUACUCAUCAUAAGAUGAAUUAUUCCAUCAUAAAUUUUAUCAGAGACUAAUGCUCCACAUCAUGUGCCAUGAAAGAUAUAUAUAUAUCGUAUAUUGUUGAUCAUAUUUAUAUCAUUUGUGUAGACAUCUAGGAUUUUAAAAUUUUAUAUUUAUGUAUCAAAGAAAUAAAUAAUUCAAUUUGUUAAACUC